ACGUCGCUUUGUCAUAGCAACGUCGCGGACUCCUCAGGAAAUGAACUGAAAACAAUGCAGCCAGCCUAACAAUGUAAAAUUAUUUAUAUGGCUGAUUGAUAUGAGACCACGAGGAAAGAAGUACGUUGCAAAACCAUCUCUAUCCGUAGAGGGUACGUCCAAAGGUAACAGACCGCAAAGGAAAAGCAGCACGGCCUCCAGAAAAAUUACAAGUAAUUUACAAAACAAGCCAGAAGUUUCAAAGACGAAGAAAUUCAUCCUAAAUUAUUCGUCCAAAGAUGACGCUGUAAGCAAAAGUAACCAGAAAUCAAAGUUUAUAACAGGCCAGUGUUUAAAGAAGAAUGAUGACAAAGUGGAUAACAGCUUGUCGCGGAAACAAGCAUCACCGCGGAAACAGGCAGAGUCGAUUUUCAUAACACCGCCUAGGAAUUUUAGCGAGAUCGCCGCAGAUGUUAUUCGCGCGGACUGUAUAAAACGCGGUUACCACAUCGGGAAGACCAUUGGAGAAGGAGCAUAUGCUAAAGUGAAAUUAGCGGAAGUUUUACCAUCAAAGAUAGCGAGAUUUCCCGACAUGGCCGAACAUGCGGACAACGAAGGAAAUCUGAAGGUUGCAAUCAAGAUUAUAGAAGCAAAUGAUGUACCAAAAGAAUUCGUGCAGAAGUUCCUGCCGCGAGAGCUCGAGAAUCACUGCCCUAUGCCACCUCAUAAAAAUGUGGUUCGAGUCUUUGAGCAGUUCAGGACCACCGACCGUUAUUAUGUGGUCAUGGAGUACUGCAACCGUGGGGACCUUCUGGACCUUAUAAACUGUCGGAUCAGCGAGAGCUGUAAGGGACUAGGGGAGGAUAGGGCCAGAUCCCUUUUCCGUAUGCUGACCGAGGGGAUGCACCAUAUACAUACCAAUGGCAUAGUACACAGAGAUUUGAAAUGUGAAAAUGUCUUGCUGGAUGAUCAAGACAAUCUUAAGGUCACAGAUUUCGGAUUUUCCACUCGAUUUAUCCCUGGUCAGAGUAGUCUGUUGAAAACCUCGUGUGGAUCUUACGCUUAUACUGCACCGGAGGUGAUAAAACAGAAACCCUAUGACGGGACAAAAUCCGACAACUGGAGUCUUGGUAUUAUUCUGUUUGCCAUGCUGAACGGUCGUCUGCCAUUCAAUGACGCGCAACUCGUUGACCUUGAGGAAGACCAGAAGAUGCAGAGGCUUCGCUUCGAACGCUCGGUGUCAUUUGAAUCUAUGGUACUUGUGAGACGGAUUCUGCAGUACAACCCCACCCAUCGUCUAACAACAGCAGAAAUAUUGAAUGAUCCCUGGCUGACUGGCAAAAAGUUGAUUCCACGACAAACAACCAAGCCAAAAUGGACAAACUUGCAUCAGCCUCAACCUCCGAAGCAGAAUAGCGCUGAUAAAAGCGACAUUUGUGGAAGUCCAGUUUAUUAUAAAGGCACAGUACCGGAAAGAGGCUCGGAAGCAACUGUGACGGUGAACCACGAGAAAAAUGAAACAGUGACGUUAAAGAGCAGAACGAGAAAUAAAAAGAACAUUUGGAUCACUGGACCACCAACAUCACAGCGCCCAAAAACAUGGCCCCGUUCUAACAAACCAGCGGGACAGAAUAAGGAAGCGCGAGGCACGUCAUGUGGUGCAUCCGCUGGUUGUCGUAAAAGUCACACAACCGUUGUCGUAAAACCACCUGGCGGUAAGAAAAAAUCGACGAAACCCGAAUUCAAAGCCCGUGUAUCAACGAAGACAAUCCAUAUGUCAAAGUGGUUCAUGGAAAAGUACAUGGCCGGCAAGGAAGCAAGCAAAGGAAAAAAAGAUUCGACCGGCUGUAAAUGUUGCAAAGCGGAAGCUGUCAACUCAAAGACGAGGCUGGAAGACUUUGAUCUCGAAGAGCGAGACUUAACUUUCCUUGACAACGGUGAUGUUAUACGAGCUUCAUCACCAGAUGACGACUUCCGGUUUCCUAGUCCAGUGAAAAACGUGCCGACACAAGAAAAGUCAGAACGAGACCUUAGAGACUCUGACGAAAACAUCAGUAGAGCCAAGACGGCUUCAGCAUGGGGCACAGACCGUAAAACGUCAGCUCUGGUGAGAAAACCACCUGAGAAAUCUGCAAACACCACACGUCGUCCUAAAACAGGCAUCCCUCAGGGUGCCAAGUCCACCACUUCGACUGAAAUCUCCAAGAAGACAAACAUCGUCACAAUCAUGGUGAACCGAUCCACGAGUCCAGCAGCACGUGUCAAAUAUUUCCGUGACAGGCUCAUGAAAAUGUACGGCACCGAAAAGGUUGAAAUGCAGACAGAUGUAACCAGUGGUCUGCCUUCUCUACUAGUCAAAUCAUUGAAUUCAACUUCCGGUUCAAACUCGCCAAUCCAGACAUCUUCAACAACCCGAGAAACCACCAGAUCUUCAGCACGGGCAAUUCCCCCUAAACAUCAGGCCGGGACUAAUGUCUGGCGCCCCGGGCAUCACAGGAUUACUAGUAGCGUGAAACCGAAGAAGAUUGUGAUUUUACAUACUCCUCCUUUAUGAACAUUAAACGGAAACAAUUAAUCAGUAAUAAAGAUGGUUUCGUUUUCAUAUUUUACUGAAGCAUUUUAUAAAUGGACCAAAUAAAAUAUAUGUUAUUACUGUCACAAA
Molecule: messenger RNA, 2641 nt
Organism: Mercenaria mercenaria
Lineage: Eukaryota; Metazoa; Mollusca; Bivalvia; Venerida; Veneridae
Exons: 12
Coding region: 101-2533 (810 amino acids)
Biological process (GO): microtubule cytoskeleton organization; intracellular signal transduction; protein phosphorylation
Cellular component (GO): cytoplasm
Molecular function (GO): tau-protein kinase activity; ATP binding; protein serine/threonine kinase activity
Source: RefSeq, a predicted model, not a curated record